AUGGACUAUCAAAAGUUUAAAAAUGAAAAGAAGACAAAGGACUUCGCUUAAGGGGAUUCAAACUUCAUGUCUACAAACGGAGCCCUUGUAACUCAUGCUAUAUGGAAAGAGGCUAUAAAAUCAGGCACUGCUGGUGGUUCUGAAGAACAAUAGAGAAAAGAGUAAAUAUAAAAGAUUGUCGCUAGAGAAGUGCAAAAUAUAUAUGAGAUCGCUAAGUAAGGAGGUAAUUCUGGGUCAGUUUUAGACACUUAAUUGCAGUAGAUAGCUGGUUGUAGAAAGUGUGGAUUACUAGGGCACUUAACGAAUCAAUGCAUGAAUGUCCUUAAAGAUAAAAAUGGAAAUGAAGUUAAACUUGUAGAUACCAAAAACAUGCUAGGAGGUGUAAAUGGAAGGUCUGAUGAAAUGAGAAAUAUCGAAAAGGAAGUAGAAAAGAAUGACAAAAUGCUUAAGAAACUUGAAAAAGCGAUUGAUAAGAAAAAGGAAAAGAAGAAAUUGAAGAAAAAGAUCAAGAAACUCAAGGAUAAAGAGAAGAUAAAGAAGCUAAAGGAGGAUCUAGGCUUAAAAAAGAAAAAGAAGAAAAGUAAAAAGAGACAUCAUUCAUCGUCCUCGUCUGGUAGUGAUGAUAGUGAUAGUAGUUCUUCUGAUUGA
Messenger RNA from Stylonychia lemnae, 648 nucleotides. The record is from the annotation of a GenBank genome assembly. Lineage: Eukaryota; Ciliophora; Spirotrichea; Sporadotrichida; Oxytrichidae.